This is a messenger RNA of Osmerus eperlanus (European smelt), 2352 nucleotides long. It is a transcript of the gene rilp, whose product is annotated as Rab interacting lysosomal protein. Gene Ontology annotation, molecular function: protein dimerization activity; small GTPase binding; dynein light intermediate chain binding. Gene Ontology annotation, cellular component: ciliary basal body; cytoplasm. The record is from RefSeq and is a predicted model, not a curated record. Gene Ontology annotation, biological process: cilium assembly. The transcript has 8 exons. Bases 362 to 1660 code for a protein of 432 amino acids. NCBI's taxonomy places the organism in Eukaryota, Metazoa, Chordata, Actinopteri, Osmeriformes, Osmeridae.
GUAGGAGGGUUUUGUAUUGAAAAACAAGUGAGGGAGUCGAGAGGAGUACCAAACCAGAACUCAAUGUUCCUUUUAUUCCUUUCGGGAUAGACAUAAAUGUUCUUGCGCAUACAUUUGUGUGACGUAAUAUCGGAAGACUGCAGUUGUAACGUGCAACCUGUAAGGUAGAGGCAUUCUGUGUAGCGGACAAGAUGUCUGCACUUGCAAUACAUGCACUUGAAACAACGCGCUAAUGUAUUUCCAGUAGAGAUGCAAUUUCGCUUUCGUUGUGUCACAGAUAUGACAUAUGUCACGGUGACUCUUUGAUUUCUCGUAGAGUUUUUGUUCUGUUCUUGUAAACCGUUUAUAGGCUACCAGCAGCAUGGAGAGCAGCUGCGAGAGGAAUGAACUGACGGAUGAUAAAAAUAAAGAGGGUUGUUUUGAAAGGACAUGUUUAACUCUAACUGUAGACGAUGUUUACGAAAUAGCCAAACUGAUUGGUUCCGAAGUGGAAAAACUUAUUGACGGUUACGGUAAAGAGAGCGCUCUCGGACUAGUGCCUAAAAUAGUUAAAGUCCUCGAGCUUUUAGAGAGCUAUGCCUUACGAAAUAAUUCCCUCAAAUCAAAGGAAGAGGAAUUAUACAAAGCAUUCGAAACAUUACAGGUACAGCAACAGAAAAAAAGAGUUUUAAAAGAAAACGAAGAUUGCAACAAGAAUGAAAUACGGGAGGUGCGACAGGAGGAGGAGCAGUGGAGGAGGAGGUGUGAGGAGCUGCAGGCCCAGGUGCUCCAGCUACAGGGAGACAACCAGGAGUUGCAGAGCCAUCUGAAGGGCAACCAUGCGCAGGAAGACCGCGUUCAGCGGCAGGAACGGGAGGUGAUGCUGAAACUGAAGGAGGUGGUGGACAAGCAGAGAGAUGAGCUGAGGGCCAAACAACAGGAAAUCACCAGUGUGUCCAAAGAGGUAGAAGCGCUCCAGGAGCAGUUGGAGCGCUUCAUGAAGAUGAACAGCGAGCUGAGACACAAGCAGACCAUAGUGCAGGCGCAGGUGAAGAGCGCCGUGGAAAGGAAGGCCGACAUGGAGGCAGACCUGAGGGAGAAACAGAAAGAGAUAGAACGCCUCAGUUCCCAACUGGAGAAGGCCCACUCGCUCAGCGCUGCUGGCACGGGCAGUCCAUCUACGACACAGCUGGAUCUGACGGACAAGAUGAUCAUUGACAUGAAGGAUCCAAACAGGCCCUGUUUCACCAAGCAGGAGGUCAGGGAGAUUCUGUCUGAGAGGAAUGAGCUCAAGGCCAACCUCUUCCUGGUCCAGGAAGAACUUGCCUACUACCAGAGGGAGAUUUUAAAUGAUGAAAGGUGCCCGGGCUUCUUGUUGGAUGCAAUGCGGUCUGCCAUUAAGAAGCAGAGAACAGUUAUUAAGGCCAAGAUGCUGGGUGUUCCAGUGGACGACUGCAGCAGCGAUGAGGAGGAUAAGGGCCCACUGUUUGAGAGGGGAGAAGCCCGGACAGAGACAGAUGGCGCUGAGGAGAAACCUGCAGAGUCUCGCAUAAGAAACCUCUUUGGCUUCCUGACUCGCUCAGGCAGCAGCCGCAGCCCCUCCCACCAGACCGCCACAAGCUCCUCCUGGGAAAUCAUCGUCCCCGAGGACGCCGAGACAGAGCCCAGACAAUCGCCCUGACCCCCCCGCCCUCCUCAACAUACCCUUCUUGAUGUACAUUUGUCUUCCUGACCAUUUUACCUUUGCCCUCUAGUGUACCCACAGUGCUAUUUGUCAGCUGUAGCACAUUAUCAUGUGUGGUACAUGUUGUUUUUUUUGUUGCAAAACCAACACAGUAUACAGCAUGAAUUGCGGGUCUUGCAAAAUUGAAUGCCCGGAGUGAACACCUAAAGGUGUUCCCACUUUCUAGUUGUACCCCUUUUGUUUUUGUUUUUUUGAUGUUCCCCUCUUCAAAUGUGUUUAUGUUUUCUCUGUCCUCCUCUCUUCCUUGGGUUUUCUCUGGAAUGGUUUUGAAAAGUUAUACUCUCCAUCAAUUUCUUGCAUUGGUGUCAACUGUGUUGUACAGGAUUGAUAAGGAUCUUUCGAUAUAGAAAAGUAUGGUACAUGCCAUAUAAAUCCACAAAGAAAUGUGGAAGUAUUAUAUUUUAUAAUGGUAUUUAUAGGUGUUUUAACAAUGAUCAUUAACCAAAGUUGAUACCAUGAUGUAUUCUUUCCCCACAGAAAUUAUUAUUAACUGUAGGUAUACUUCUGUGCCACAAGAGGGCAUUUAUGAGCUCAAACUGUUAAUAAUCAUGUAUUUACCUUAUGAUAAAGGUAAUUUCCUUUGAAAUAUCAACUCAGUUGUGUUCAGCAUGACUUGGUUUCAGCAAGAC